Messenger RNA from Pochonia chlamydosporia 170, 1137 nucleotides. Its product is annotated as transposase. Bases 1 to 1137 code for a protein of 378 amino acids. Gene Ontology annotation, cellular component: nucleus. The transcript has a single exon. Gene Ontology annotation, molecular function: DNA binding. The record is from RefSeq and is a predicted model, not a curated record. Lineage: Eukaryota; Fungi; Ascomycota; Sordariomycetes; Hypocreales; Clavicipitaceae.
AUGGAUGAAGCGGGCAUCAUGGAAGGCUUAGGGGAGAAUGGUCUAGUUGUUGGGAGUUCGGGGAGACGCUGUAUUCAGAAGAAAACGCCGGGUUCGAGAGCCUGGACAUCCUUUAUCGAAUGCGUGUCGGCUACUGGCUGCACACUGCCGCCUUUGGUUAUAUUCAAGGGAAAAUCUGUUCAGCAACAAUGGUUUCCGCACGAUUUAGACUAUUUCAAUGAUUGGCAAUUCACAGCGACAAAAGACGGCUGGACUUCGGACCAAACUGCGAUCGAGUGGCUUGAAAAGGUGUUCAUUCCCAGGACCCAGCCAUCCCACCCUUCGGAGCGAAGAUUGUUAGUAUUAGACGGGCAUGGAAGCCACGAGUCGGUUGAUUUUAUGUACCUAUGCUAUCAGCACAAGAUUCAUCUACUUUACCUCCCCCCUUAUACCUCACAUGUCCUGCAACCUCUCGAUCUGUCUGUCUUCUCACCUCUCAAGCACUUCUACCGCAAAGAGGUCGGAUUUCUGAGCCUCUUGACCGAUUUGAGCCCGGUCGGCAAGCAAAACUUUAUCAUAUGCUACCAGAAAGCUCGGAGACAGGCGUCGUCUGCAUCAAACAUUAAGGGUGGUUGGAAAGCAAGCGGUCUCUGGCCAGUGUCAGUUGCAAAGCCUCUUUUGAGCCGUCUCCUACUGGAGAACAGUAACAAGGAUAAGAAUAACGCACGAAAAGCUACCGAUGAAUUUAGAACUCCUUCAUCUUGCAAAUCUUGGAUGUCGGAGACAUCACAGAUCGCAUGGGCUACUCCUAAGAGGCCCAAAUAUCUCAAGGUUCAGGUACUCCAUUUCAGCCAACUAGAAAGCGAUAUGCCUACGAAGCGAUUGCUCUUUAGAAAGAUUACAAAAGGGUUUGAUGAGAAGGAUAGCCUUCUUGCAAAAUCCCAAUUGCAGAUUCAGGCACUAGAAGCACAGCUAGAGGCUGCCAGACCGAAGCGAAGAAAGAAGGUCAAAACUAGCCCAAAUUCGAGGUUCGCGGAUAUCAAAGCAAUACAGCGCGCACAAGAGGAAAUUGGUGUUGCUGAAAAUAAUGAAGGAGAUAAGGAAGAGCCUGAAGUAUCUGAAAAUGAAGAAAACUGCAUUGUAGUUCAAAUUGAUUAG